Puntigrus tetrazona (Sumatra barb) is the source of this 2901-nucleotide messenger RNA. It is a transcript of the gene tor4aa, whose product is annotated as torsin family 4, member Aa. Gene Ontology annotation, molecular function: ATP hydrolysis activity; ATP binding. Gene Ontology annotation, cellular component: endoplasmic reticulum lumen; nuclear envelope. The record is from RefSeq and is a predicted model, not a curated record. Lineage: Eukaryota; Metazoa; Chordata; Actinopteri; Cypriniformes; Cyprinidae. The transcript is spliced from 2 exons. Bases 504 to 1769 code for a protein of 421 amino acids.
CUCUAAACUGCUAGCUCAAACUCCACCCCGGUGAACUCCCAGCGGUGACAGCAGCUCACAUUAACUUCCAACGUGAGUUGCUCAUCUGGGAUGGUUUACGCAUUACAAAUCCUCAUCAAAUCCCACAGAGUGAUUCAGAUAAAAGACUUUAAAUAAACAUUCCACCGCUUCGUGGACAAACUCUCAUUACACCCGUCCUCCUGAUUAAUGGGGUUUCGUUGUAGACUACAACAAAAGCUGUGUAUGAUGACCAAUUUUGUUCAACGAUUCAAAUCAAUUUCAAAGAAUUGAAUGACGCACGUCAAAGUGCAAACGGGCUAUUUUUAAGCACAAAGGUGCAUCAGAAGGUCUGUUUCUUGCAUUGUACGUGAUGGGGGGAGGAGUGGUUUGCACGAGAGGAUGGUCAGAUAGGAGGAGCUGCAAACUUCUGCCUGUUAAUGUUCAUCUGGCUGUGAGGAAGUCACCUCUCGUCUCCUCAUCAGCCGAGCUUCUAGAGGAAUCCGAUGUUUUCAAACCACACUCCAGAGUGCUUUCCAAAGAUGGGAGAACAAGACCCCAGUGACAGGUUGAGAGGGGACCAUCUGAAAGAGACGAAGGAAAACGGCACAGGAAGCUUCUCCCAGUUCUCCUCAAGCGUUCGUGCCAUGGUGCGCAUUCGCCAGAAAUAUCUAGCCAUCAAAAAACGUCGUCUCGAGAUAGCAGCGGUGUCAUCCCAGGGCUUCAUUUCUCCGCGCUCCACCAGCCCAAAGGUUUUCACUUUUGAAAACCUUCAAGAGCCCAUAAACUCCAAUCCUUCCUCUCCGCGCAAGCGGAGGAAAAAGAGAAAGGGACGGGUUUUGUAUCCGAGCAGCACUUUGAGAGCCGUGCCCACAAAAGAAAGAAGCCGUGCAAAAAACUGCCUCUACUUGUUGUGCAUCAUUGUUUUUCUACAAAUUUACAACGCCAUUGAGAACUUGGACGACCAUGUGCUUAAAUAUGAUCUAGACGGACUGGAGAAAACCCUUAAAAGGGAAGUGUUUGGCCAACAGGAGGUGGCAGAGAGUCUUCUGGGUCAUUUACAGGAUUAUUUGUCAACUUAUGUACACAAUAAACCUUUAGUGCUGUCGCUCCAUGGACCCACCGGAGUCGGGAAGAGCCACCUCGGCCGAUUACUGGCUCAGCAUUUCCGCUCAGUUGUCGGCGACGACUUGGUGAUGCAGUACUUCGUUCUGCACCACUGCCCAACGGACGACAAUAUCCCACAAUGCACCAAAUCUCUGGACUCUCACGUCUCGGAAAUGGUCACUCAGGCUGAGGAAGAGGAGAAGAUACCGGUCUUCAUCUUCGAUGAGGUGGAACACAUGCCCAGGGAGUUGAUGGACACGCUGCAAGACCUGAUCCAUCCCAAAAACAACAACGAAUACUUAAACGCCAUCUACAUUCUCAUCAGCAACCUGGGACAUGAGGACAUCACAAAAUUCGUUCUGCACAACUCCAGCGUCGCCAUCUCAGGCCGUCUUAGCUUGACUCAGGAGCUGAACCCUUGGUUGCGUAGCUACCUUGAAAGACACCACGUAAUAUUUUUGGAGGCAGAGCUCCUGCCCUUUAUGCUUCUUGAGAAGAGCCACGUAAUGGAUUGUUUUAUUGACGAGAUGUCCAGGGAAGGAUUCUACCCAGAUCGAUCCCACGUAGAAAGGCUCGCAGAAGAACUAGCGUACUAUAUAGUUGGCGAACAGGAAUUUUCUCACACCGGAUGCAGGCAGGUUGUGGCAAAAGUGAACCUUCUCUGAAACAUAAUCUGCCGUGCAGAUGGUCAACAUGAGGAAAAUUUUUAUUGGUGCCAUGAGAAUGACCUUUUUUUUUACAUUUCACUGUGCAUUUUAUGUAAAAACUAAAGUCUGUGUUGUAAAGUUGUAAAACUGUACUGUUUCGAAGUUUGGGGUGCACAAGAUUUCUUUGUUAGCUUCUUCUGCUCAUCAAGAUUGCAUUUAUUUGAUUAAAAAAUACAGUAAAAACACUAAUAUUGUGAUGUAAAGUAUCUGUUUUCUAUUUGAAUGUAGCUCAAAAUGUAAUUUAUUCCUUCGAUCAAAGCUGGUUUUUCAUUAUCAUUACUCCAGUCUUCAGAGUCACAUGAUGCAUUUCUUUAAAAAAAACGUUAUAAAUGUAUUUACUGUCACUUUUGAUCGAUUUAAUGCAUCCUUGCUGAAUCAAAGUAUUAAUUUAUUAUAGUAAUAAAUCUUUCUAACCCCAGACUUUUGAACGGUACUGUAUAUUCCCCUCAUACUUAUACUGUGAAGCAGGUCCAUGAAACAAGCACAACUCUAAAUCACACGAAACAGCAUUACAUUUUUCUUUGUUUAUUAAAAUUUCUCAAUUUCCAGUGGAAAAAUGAGGUACAAAGACCAUCUUCCUCAACAUUGCAAAAUUAGUUAUUAUAUAUAAUAACAAUAUAUAUAAUAGUGAUCGGUAUGUACAAUGCAUUGAUGUCUGCCUAUAAAGAGCUCAAUGCACAAACAUUUGCACACCGAAACGCUUUAAAAUUGUAUGGUAGCGGCAUAUUUUCCCACAAUACAGAGUUGCUCUCUAACCAUCAGUGAGUGUGAAAAAGAGUGUUGCAAGCCCUAAAAAUACACAUGCUUGUCUGCUCGGUUUCCUGUGAGGCCUAAAGCCCUAAAAGUGCCACAUCACUCUAAUGCAGUAUACUGAGAAAUAACCUCUACUGCAACCAUGCAACUUGACCGUCGCUCAUAAAUCAAACGCAAGUGCUUAGCAUGCACUGACAUCACCAGAAAAAAAAAACACUCCAAGCUCGCAAAUCUACCGUUACUUUUAUCAUUUGGUUUGCUCUAAGCGCUCUACGUAAAUAUACGGCUGCAGUUAAAUAAAUGAGGUGAUCGGCAAAUAUUUCCCUUAGAAGGCCAG